AUAAUCCCAGUGACCUGAACAGGGCAAUAUGCAGGUGUCUGGGGUGUCAUAGGUUCGUGGCGGCUGUGCUAACAUGGAUAGGAGAGGUAUUUUUGCUCAGAUUGCUGCCUCCCAUGGAAAUACUUAUGAGGAAAGGAAGACUCCAUAGGUCUCCGCCUCAUGGAGCUUUCCUGGGAUUGUGGUGUGGAGGGAUGGGAUUUGACACCUCUUCUCUGCACACAGCGUACAACAGCCAGUGGUUCUAUCUCCAGAGCCACAGACCCAAGCUCACUGCACAACAGCAGACCAGGGGAGAAUGUAAACAAAGACACUGGUUUGGAUACCCCUACUGUAAAGAAAAGUGCCAACGGGUCUUCAAUGAGGAGUCAGACCCUCUGUUUUUAAUGUCUUAUCACAUGGAUCUUCUCCCACACCCAGUAUAAACUCCAUGGAACUCAACAUAUCUACUUCAGAGCACCACAGUUCCAGAGAUUCUCAGUAUUUCAAGUGCAUUUUAACUCCUCGUUAGACCAGAGGGUCUCUAUUUUUGGUCAAACGACCAGCUGGGUUCCACCAAGCUCUUACUGGGUCAUCUGCACAGUUGGCUGGUCACAUGGGACUGUCGCCUCCUUGUUUCCACCUGCUAAGCAGCAUUGAAAAGUGCUUAAAAUACAUUUCCAUGUGAGCGGUUGCUAUAGUCACCAUGGAGAUGAUGUGUUGUUAUGAGGAGGAGGUGGCGAUGGGCCCCACAAUAGCAAAUGGAAGAGGAUGCAGCUCAAUGGGACAAUCUGUGUAGUAAGAUGUGGUCCACAUUAUGGAAACUAGGCAACUGAGAAGAAAUUGUACUGUUGUUUGUUGCUUGUCUCUGCCUGUUUGUUUGUCUGUCUGGUCUUUCAGCCUGUAAGCUCUUUGGGGCAGGCACAAUCUUUUGGUUUUAAUAGUCGAAGUUUCAUAGAGUUUAUGGGUAGACUGGACCUUUAGAUUGUCUAGUCAGACCCCACGCCCAGCUUAUUGGCCCUGGUCGGGGCCGUUAAGGCACUACCAGUUAAGAAUAUUAAAACAUUUGAGAAUCCUUGGCUAAGUCUAUCGAGCCUCCCUCUCCAUCACAUUUAAAGCUGUCCCAUGCUAAAUGGACACCUGACAGGGAUUUUAGGCCUAGCUUUCUUCUCUGAUUUUGCCAUUUGUUCUCCUGCAGGGAAUGCCUGAAGAACGGGACCUUAUGACGCCUCCUCAGUCAGCUGAUGUCGUGGAUGAAAACCUCUCUGUUUCCGGCUGCCCCGAGCCCUGGAUCGAACCCACUUUCACGCUAGCAGCCAGGGUCCGUGUGAUCGUCACCAUUUGCUUUUUCCUGAUAGCAGCAUCCAGCAACUCAGUUGUGUUAUACAGCAUCAUGAGGAAGAGAAGGAAGUCCCAUGUCCGGCUGCUGAUACUAAGCUUAACGGUGGCAGAUUUACUGGUGACCUUCACGGUCAUGCCCCUGGACGCUGUAUGGAACGUGACGGUCCAGUGGUACGCCGGGGACCUGCCGUGUAAAUUGCUGAACUUCCUCAAACUCUUUGCCAUGUACUCUGCAGCGCUGGUGCUUGUGGUUAUCAGCCUAGACCGGCACUCAGCCAUCCUCCACCCCUUUGCCUUCGCUAAUUCCAGUCGACGCAACAGACUCAUGUUAUGCGUCGCUUGGGUCAUGAGCCUUCUGCUGGCCUCGCCCCAGGUAUGAGCGCAACUCCAUUGUAAAGCUGGGGUUGCUUCAAACAGGAAGUGCCACACUUUAGAAUAAGCAAAAGUGAAUGUCCACCUUGCGCUGGGCGAAUGGUUUGGGGGAUGAU
Messenger RNA from Trachemys scripta elegans, 1805 nucleotides. Its product is annotated as gonadotropin-releasing hormone II receptor-like. The coding region runs from base 1178 to 1696 and encodes 172 amino acids. Gene Ontology annotation, biological process: G protein-coupled receptor signaling pathway. Lineage: Eukaryota; Metazoa; Chordata; Testudines; Emydidae. The record is from RefSeq and is a predicted model, not a curated record. Gene Ontology annotation, molecular function: peptide binding; gonadotropin-releasing hormone receptor activity. The transcript has a single exon. Gene Ontology annotation, cellular component: membrane.